Messenger RNA from Oncorhynchus keta (chum salmon), 4213 nucleotides. RefSeq names its product zinc finger protein 536-like. NCBI's taxonomy places the organism in Eukaryota, Metazoa, Chordata, Actinopteri, Salmoniformes, Salmonidae. Bases 546 to 3395 code for a protein of 949 amino acids. The record is from RefSeq and is a predicted model, not a curated record. Gene Ontology annotation, cellular component: nucleus. Gene Ontology annotation, molecular function: DNA-binding transcription factor activity, RNA polymerase II-specific; RNA polymerase II cis-regulatory region sequence-specific DNA binding. Gene Ontology annotation, biological process: regulation of DNA-templated transcription. The transcript has 4 exons.
UUAAACUAUAAGCUCAUAUGCUUCCAUACUUUAUUUCGAACGCAUGCAUGAAUAGUUGAAGGGUGUUGACGGAGAUCUGAUUUGAUUGUUAUCCUUUAGCGCAGUAUCACAGGAAAAGUCAGACACAGCUCAUCACUCGUCACUGACUGAACUUAAGCUGUACUUCGAGUCCAAUACGCGCUGCGGUUUUACACCCUCCGAUCUGAAUGCCCAGAGAGGUGAAGCGAUGAUGCCCCAUCUGUCAUAUGUGAGCUAAGAGAGUCCAUGAUGCUCUGCUUCUCUCCAUUCCAGAGUUCUCCUCUCUCAGGCUCCAAGGGGACAGGAGGAGGAGCAGGUGGAAGUCUCUAUUAUAUGCGAAGUUGUCUCCAACUCCCCUCUCUGAGGAAAAGGUGUCAAAGGUUGCUAUACCAUCAACCACAAGCAGAACCUUCUGAAGGACUCUGGGACAUCCAAUCCCUGACCUCCACACUGUAACAGUCCACAGAUCCCUGAAUAUAGAAAGCCACCACGCCAUUGGACGAGGGCAGUCACACUUAAGGGGCCACAUGGCACUGCUAGCCAAUCAGCUGGUGGAUUCAGCUAGGGUUCUAAAUGGCAUCAAUGGGAGGGUGGAUCACCUUCCACAGUUCCUGAGGGUACAGAACCAGGGUCACAUUACCCAUGUCAACGUCACACAGGAAGACACGCACAAGAACAGGAAGUACCCAUGCCCACUGUGUGGCAAACGCUUCCGCUUCAACAGCAUCUUGUCACUGCACAUGCGCACGCACACAGGCGAGAAGCCCUUUAAGUGCCCUUACUGUGACCACAGGGCAGCGCAGAAGGGCAACCUCAAGAUCCACUUACGCACUCACAAGCAGGGCAACCUUGGGAAAGGUCGUGGCCGGAUCAGAGAGGAGAACAGGCUGCUCCACGAGCUGGAGGAGAGGGCCAUCCUGAGGGACAGGCACAUCAGGGGUGGUAUAGGUCGUCUGACCCAGCCACCACCACCCCACAUCCCUCAUCCCCAGCUCCAGCAGCCCCAGCCUGCUUCUACCACCACCCAGCUCCCCUUGACUUGCACAGGCCCUGGCCCUGUGGAGACCCUUUCACUGCCAUCUGUCUCCCCCAAGAUGACCACCACAGGCCAGGAGGAUCACACACAGGCUCAGCCUUCCGCAGGGUUCCGCUGCUCCUUCUGCAAAGGAAAGUUCAGGAAGCAGCAGGAGCUGGAGCGCCACAUCCGUAUCCUCCACAAGCCAUACAAGUGCACCCUGUGUGAGUACGCGGCCUCCCAGGAGGAGGAGCUCAUCAGCCACGUGGAGACGGCCCACAUCACCUCCAUGUCAGCUCAAAGUCAGAGUUCCGCGGUGGGCAGUGGUCGGGGCUUGAAGCCCCCUGGUGGGGAGUUCCCCUGCAAGGUGUGUGGUCAGACCUUCAGCCAGGCCUGGUUCCUCAAGGGACACAUGCGGAAGCACAAGGACUCAUUCGAGCACUGCUGCCAGAUCUGUAGCCGGCGCUUCAAAGAACCCUGGUUCCUCAAGAACCACAUGAAGGUCCACCUCAACAAGCUGUCUGCGAAGACCAAGCAGCUUCCUGCUGACCCUCAGGUAUCUGUUAGCAUGGCUAGAGUAUCCCAGGACACCCACUACACAAACCUCUACUCCCAGUACAUCUCAAGCCUCCACAGCAGGUUCCUCUCUGCAGAGAAAGCGGGCCAGUCGGAGUUCCAGCAGAUCCUUGCCACAGCAGGCAUCGGGAUGAAGGUGAAGGAGAUGCUGGGUAACAUGCUGGCACCAGGACACAAUUCACCGACGGAGGGUGAUAAUAAUCACUCUCUGUUGGGUUGGACUCAUCUGGUGCCUCCCCUGAGUUCGAGCAAUGUGGAGUAUCAACCACAAGCUCCUGCCAAUGAGAGAAACGACCUCAAGAGCUACCCAGGCUGGCAGGUCAUGGAACCAGGACUGGCUGUAGAUCUGGUGGACCUAUACACAGCUAAAGAACAGCAUCGGGCCUACCAGGCUGGGUGGAGGGUGUCAGAUGAGCGACGAGCGCCUGUGUGCAACCCAGACACCCAGGCUAUUAGUAGGAGUAGUAGCCCAGGACUGAGCCAUAUCUUGGAGGAGAGUUCUAUAGGACCAGGCCUCUCUCAGACUGGCAGUACCCAGGAUAACAGCAGCCUACCCUCCUCAGUCUCAGGUAAGGAGAAGUCCUACAGCUGUCCCUCCAGUGACUACAUCAGUGCCCAGUCAGCCUCUCUCAGUUACCAUCUAGAGGGCUACCACCCCCAGUGGAACCAGGACACCAUGGACAACAGAGCCCCCUCGUCCCCACAGACCCCAAGCCCCAAGGACUGGAGCCCUACUUCUGGCCUCUACAGUGGGAUGGAAGGCACAGAUGAGAACCGGAGAAACGCAGGUACACUGCAAAUAGACAGGCCUCCCAACCUGCCCAACCCUUCCAACCUGAACCUACACCGGGCCUAUGGAGGACCUCCAGCUAUGGAGGAGAACAGUGUGAACCCACAGGGUCUUCAUCAAUCCAUACAGACCUUCAUCAAUGGCCUGACAUCCAGCAUUCUGAGAGGUGGUAGAAAGAGGAGAUCAAGGGGAGGGAUGGUCAGCCCUCCCAGGGGAGGACAGGGGAGCUCUGAGGGGGAGUAUGGUGUUAGAGUCAGGGGGAGUGACUGGGACAGUGAGGGGGAGGCAGGUGCUGGUGGUUCUGCAGUCACACCCAGGACCAGGAAGUCCCAGUAUGAGCCUCUGGAUUUGUCGCUCAGGCCAGACUGGGUGCAGACGUCACAGCCUGGUUCAGGGGGAUUGACUGGGUUAUUCCAGCAGCACAGCUCCCUCUCCUCCAAUAGCAAUGGACUGCAGGCUGGACAACACACAGCCCGGUCUGACACUGGUAGUGACCUGGAGUUACCUAUAGAGCAGGAGGACGCACACACCUAUGACUCAUCAGCUCACAAUGGGGAGUGUACACUGGAGAGACCUGUGUUUAACAAAGAGGAGGAAGAAGAGGACCUCAACAAGUGGAGGAUGAUGAAGAGUAGCAGCAAUGAAGCAGAGCUGAGUGAGGAGAUGACAGAGAUGAUGGUUGGUGUUCCCCAGGGGCCCAGUGAGGCCCCUCAGUGUACCCAAGGGAAGCAGGGCCAGUGGGGCAGGUCGGUCAUCCAGCCUCUCCUCUCUCCUCUGGAGCUGUUGAAGCUAGGGCAAACUCCUCACCACUACCUCCAUCCCCACAGGAACCUCUCAGUCCUCUGGUCCUUCAGUGGCCAGAAUCACAUGUUCCUCAAUGACAAUGAAGAGAGCUUGAAUGGUGGAGGGGGAGGGCCAAUGGAGAGAGCAGAUACUUCAAGUGAGUGUCCCUCUCUCUGCCCAAUGAAUGAUGUCAACUGUACCUCUGGUUCCUAACUAUUUUCCACAUUACAUGAGAGUACCAUGCCAUCUAGUGGACAAGUAGUGAUCCUGCCCCCUUAUAUCAUCCUUUCCUAUACUGUCCUAUCCUAUAUGUUUGGAUAUUUAGUACACUCUCUCUCACUAAAAAAAUAGGCUUACCUCAGCAGACAAUUUAUCAGAGGAAAUUGACGAACUGUAGUUAGUAUGAACACUUGUGAUUGUGAAACUCAGAAGAACUAAAACAAGGGUACUGGAGUCACAGGUGUGUGGCACUGAUUACAUCCGCACUUAGAGGACGAUGCAAUUUUACUAUCUGAUAGGUAACAAAUAACACUGGCAAUGGAGAAGCUUAAUUCUUGUGUGAUACACCUGCCGAAAGCAAGAUUUAAUUACCUGACUGGAGAGAGAGUUCUUUCAGACACUUGGGAUCCUUUGAUAUGAUAUACAUGUAUUAUGAGUGCAACUUGAUACCCCGUCAUUCUGAUCCAUUGGAUGCAGAAACACUAUAUGAAACACAAUAUUCUCGUAUGAAAGUGUCUGUCAACUCUGUUUGGGCACAACAUGUGUUUUGCUCUUUGAUGGUUCCUGUUGGUAAAAGUAUAGGCUACAGUAUGUCAGAAUAAUGGUUUUCUUAGAUAUACUAGAUGCAUAUUACAACUUCCUGAAGUGACGUAUAUUUCUGCACUCAUCUCACCUCUUCAGGUCAUGCAUAUUCAGGGUUCACCAUUUUUUUUACUUAUCUGUGGUCACUUGUACAAUUUCUUUUUACAAUAAGUUACAAGUUACAUCGCUAGUAUAGUUUGGUAUUGAAAUUAUGAAAGAGGAUAACUAAG